Sus scrofa (pig) is the source of this 7582-nucleotide messenger RNA. The record is from RefSeq and is a predicted model, not a curated record. Lineage: Eukaryota; Metazoa; Chordata; Mammalia; Artiodactyla; Suidae.
AGCCUUGCAAAUAAAUGGCCACUUGUUCACGUGCUCGAGGUCUUAACUAUUCAUUUUGAGCGUGUUCUCUAGGAUCAGCUGACUGCUGAUUAUAAUUCAUACUAGACCUUGUAGAGGUUGUAUCCUUAAUUGACAAGCAGAGAUUAGAGCUAAGAUUUAACACUCUACCCUUAGCAAGUUUUCUCUGCUUCUUUGUGGAUCAUUCUGUUAAAAUUAAACUCAACUCUUCUGUAGAGGAAGAGCAUUCCUUGGUAUAUAACAAAAGCUUUAUUUUUAGUAGUAACAUAUUAGCUUAUAUAUAGUAUGUAUAUAUAAUCAUAUAUGUAGUUUUGUAACUAUUUAGUACAACUCCAAAGUUGGAAAAUUAGAAUCAAUAAUAAUUGGGUAAUGUUGAGUACCUACCGAGUGUUUGCCAGGCCUGUGCCAUACUUUCUUUCAUUUAAUCUUCCAGAUAACUUUUUGCAUAAACAUAGGUUGUUCAGAAAUAUUUGAGUACACGAGUUGAUUUGAAUGUGUCCAAGUGUGGAAUAUGUACAUUAAUUACUUCUGUUUCUGUUUUUUUUCAGUUUUUUUUUUUUUUUUUGUAAAAUAAGGGUGUUGGCAGUAUAUAAUGACUCAGAGAGUAAAUGAAUGUGUUUUUCAAGUUGGAAGAGGGCUUUACAAUUACAUGGAAGGGCAGUCAGUCCCUUCAUUAGGGUAUUCAGUAGUUUCCAAAGCCCUGUGUCAUGUCUCUUUAUCCAAGUUGCCAUUACGUAUCAUUGUCACGCAAUGAACAGGCCAGGCUUAGGACACUGGAUAAAGGUAAAUGUUGGGAAAGCCUUAAUGUCCCCUUCUGAAAGGCCCCCUCUUUCCAUAUUUAGUUUCUAAGUGACAUUCUUAAUAAGAGUUAACAAAUGACAGUCAAGCAGGAAGAGUAAUUUUCUAGUACCAAACCAAGGAAAUAAAAAACAGUGAAUUGGCUAUUACUUCUUAACAUACCUGUGAAUGUUAAGAAUCUUGGGUAAUCCAUGCUGUAGGAGUUCUACCUGAUUUUUCAGUUUGCCUUGAAAUGUCUUCAACAUAUUCCAGUCCAGUAUUUUGUGCAUUAACAAGUUAAGUUUUUGGAGUUCCCCCCCAUGACGGAGUGGGUUAAAAAUCUGAUUGCAGUGGCUCAGGUCACGGUAGAGCCCUGGGUUUGAUCCUCGGCAGUGAGUUAGGCUGUUGGUGCAGCUGUGGCGGAGGUGGCAGCUGGGGCUUGGAUGUGGUCCCUGGCCCAGGAAUUUCCACAUGGCAUGGGGGUGGCCAAAAGAAAAGAAAGGAAAAGAAAAAGUUAAUUUUUUGACUGGAUUUAAUUGAGUAGUUUUGACUUCCUUAAUCCAGAAGUUUUAUUUUGACUGUGUUUCCAGAGAUACAGUUUAAUGAUGUAUGGAGGAAUAACAGUGAUGAGAAUGAUGGUGGGAUCCAGCAGUUGCAUCUUGUGAGAGCAGAAAUAGCUGAGAGAACGUGCAGAGGAUGAGGGAGGGAGGUGCUUGGAAAUGUGUCGUAUUUGCGGUUGGAGCGUAUUUUCAGAUAGUGCUCCAUCACUGGAGGAAGAGGAUUGAGAAUGCUCUGCCGGUUAGGAUUUUACGAGAACCUUCUUUGACCUGAAGGCAUUUUCCCUGGGGAGGGGAUGAGUGAUUUGUCAUCAGUGGAAGGAUGUAGGAAGCAAAAGCUGCAUGCAUGUCUUUUCCGUGGAGUUACUAUUUCCACCCAUCGUGACUGAUUCUUGCCACCACAUGCAUGUUCAGGCACAUUCCUAGUAGAGAUUUGAUAUUUGUGGGCAGCCACUAGUAGGAGAAGGAAAGAAGAGAAAGGGAUGGCAAGUGACAAAGCACAGAGCUUUGGUUAAUAGGCUUUCACUGGGGCACAAUUUAGCGGCUGCGCCUCCACAGCCUCUAUUAUGAAAACCGUUCUGAUAAUACCGACUGUGUCUAUAACUCUCUUCUAUGUAUCUGGAAAUAUGGAGAAUCAACCUUUGAACAUGCCUCAAGGAACAAUGGAACACACUUAGAAUACAGCCUAUGACAAGUUUGUCAUUUCUCAUGCCAGCCAUUUCUGUACAUUUGUCACUUUUGGAGGCCGGGGUGACAGAAUGCCAGCCUUGGCUCGUGUGUACGAGGCAUUUAAACCAUGUCAUGUCUCACCAGGUUGGAGAACAGGUCCUUCUUCCUUCCUCCCUUCAGAACUCGGCUCUCAAGUGGGUGCCCUUUUCAGCUCCUGGGGUGCAGGGGCCUUUUCUGGGUCCCUCCUGGCCAUCUGCCCGGAGGCGGGGACAGUGUCUGCAUCGCAGGUGUGCAGGAAAUACUUGUGCAAUGAAGAGAUAGGCUGGAAUCCUCUCUGUUCUCACCUCCAGUGGAAAUCCCACUCACCUUUAGGGGCAGGGCAGCCUCGCCUUCUCCGGAGUCUCAGCUCACAAUGCACCCUUUGAGUGUCAGCUGUUUCUGCCACACACUUUGGCAUUUAAUCUCUUGCAGCUUUAUAUUGUCGCCUGAGUGUUCCCCGUGUUUUGUUUCCCCACCCCAAAUACAGGCAGCUCGGAGGCAGGGAAGAUUCCUUCGUGCUGGCCUGUGUUUGAGAACUUCCUUGGUCAUCCAGUAUACUAACAUACACAGAGUAGGCUUCUUUUUACCUGUUGAGUGAAUAUUAGCUACUGUGGGAGAGCAUCAGGAAUGUUCACAAUGUGGUCCCCAUCCUCGAGUAGGUAGCAUUUUAGUUGGGCAGCCAUGGUGUACCCACGGGGAACAGUAUGAGAAUUUGGUGUUAAGUAAAGCAGAUACUAAUAGCUAACGUUUGUGUUGUGCGUAAAAUCUGCCUGACACUGUCUCCAGUGCCUUUACAACGUUAGUUUAUUUGAACCUCCUGACAACCCUUUGACACAGAUGCAGUUAUAAUCCUGUUUUACAAAUGAGGAGACAGAGACACAGCGAGGUCAUGAAGUCACCUGCCCAUGACCACAAGGCGAGUAGCAAGGAGGGAGACGGGAUGUGAACCCAGGCAGCCUGGCACUUGAGUCAGAGUGGGUCCCCUGGUUCGGGGGGCAGUUACCUUGUCCGAGAUGGGAGAGAGAUCUAAAGGUUGCCCCAACUUUUCUUUUUCAAAUAUCAAAGUCGUGUACACCAUGGCAGUGACUGAGCUGCAGCAACUGUACUGGAUUCUUCAGGUGGAAGAGGUUGAUUAUGACACGGUGGUGGGGACACUGGAUUUUGAAAUGACUGAGGGCAAGAGGGAAGCAGCUGAGUGGGGAGUAGGACUCUGGGUAUUGAAUUCUAGGACAGUGAUUCACCAGGACACGGGGCAAGGAUCGUUCAAGUUCUAACUCAGUGCCAAGUAACUCCUUCUGCACUAUUAAACAAUGUUGAAUGACACGCCUUAACCACUUUUCCAUUUUAAACACUUUUAAACCCGGAGUGGGUGUAAUUUACCAGGACGGGAGCAGUAUGGAAGGCUUCCUGUGCCUGGCAGCCCUCAUGUGGAAUCUUGACCCACUUUUUCAGCCUGUCUUGGACAGUAAGAACACUCUUGGGGCCGGGAGACCUCUUCAAACCAAGUCAUAUUUCUCAGUGGGGAAAGAAAAAAAACCAAAACAACGUAAAAUGGUGCUGUUGACUGGGUGACACACCUGAGGUGAAGUCACUUUGAGUUGGACGAGGGCCUCCAGACAUAAUCCAGCCAGAUGAAGACAGAUGGCCUUCCCUGAAAGCCCAGUUUUGUGUCCCUUUUGGUCGGGAGCUGACAGUGUUCUUUGGGGGGUGUUGGGCCUCAACAGAAUCCGCUGAAUCCAAAUGACUCGGCAGAUAGGGAAGCACACACAUCAGCACAGCCGCUGUCCAGGAACCGGAGGAGGACGUGCCCUCGAGUGACGUGUGGGCCACCGCCCUGGUCAGCAGCCAGGGAGGGCCCUCAUUCUGCAGGCGUCUUACCUUGGGAACAGCACAGUUUGGCUUCCAUGUCAUCUUUGAGUUUGAGAGAACCCUAGUUUCAGCGUGUCCUCAGUAGAGACCAAAGAACCAGGUUUGUUCCUUCAAGAAGUGUCCCCAUGCCAGAAAGAGCAGAAGUAAAUAAUAAUGUCUUGUGAAUGGACUGCGUGGCAAAGUGACUCGGAGGAGACCUCCCAGCUUCCCCAGAUUGGGAAGAAAAAUAUGGAAUGUGUGUUACCGCUGACUGAACACAACCCAAUGAACUGUCCUGACAGUAGUUUGCAAACCAGCAGUUAGCAGUUUGUCCAGCUCAACACUGUCCAGCACUUUCCAGAGCAGACGCACUGUUUACAAGAACUCGCCGCAUCACGACGACGUUCGGAACCUCAGGCUCUGUUGAUUUCAGAUAUUUCUGCUGAAGAAACGCACCCCGUGGCCCACUUUCCAAAAUGGCCACGGAGGAGUAUCUGUGGAUGGUCAUUUUGGGAUUUAUCAUAGCGUUUAUCUUGGCGUUUUCCGUGGGUGCCAACGACGUGGCCAACUCGUUUGGCACCGCUGUGGGCUCGGGCGUGGUGACCUUGAGGCAGGCCUGCAUCCUGGCUUCCAUAUUUGAAACCACCGGCUCAGUGUUGCUGGGGGCCAAGGUCGGAGAGACCAUCCGGAAAGGUAUCAUCGACGUGAACUUGUACAACGACACCGUGGAGACGCUCAUGGCCGGGGAGGUCAGUGCCAUGGUCGGCUCGGCUGUCUGGCAGCUCAUCGCGUCUUUCCUGAGGCUGCCGAUCUCGGGGACUCACUGUAUCGUGGGGUCCACCAUCGGCUUCUCCCUGGUUGCAAUCGGUACAAAAGGCGUGCAGUGGAUGGAGCUGGUCAAGAUCGUUGCUUCUUGGUUUAUAUCUCCACUGUUGUCUGGUUUCAUGUCUGGCGUGCUGUUUGUACUGAUCAGAAUGUUCAUCUUAAAAAAGGAGGACCCUGUGCCCAACGGCCUCCGGGCGCUUCCCGUGUUCUAUGCCGCCACCAUCGCCAUCAACGUCUUUUCCAUCAUGUACACGGGGCACCAGGUAAGGACCUCGGAACCGCUGCUGGGCCUGGUCCUUCCCAUGUGGGCGAUCGCUCUCAUCUCCUUCGGCGUUGCACUGCUCUUCGCCCUCUUUGUGUGGCUCUUUGUGUGUCCGUGGAUGCGGAGGAAAAUAGCAGGCAAAUUACAAAAAGAAGGUGCUUUAUCACGGAUCUCUGAUGAAAGCCUGAAUAAAAUCCAGGAAGUAGAAUCCCCAGUAUUUAAAGAGCUACCAGGUGCCAAGGCUAAUGACGACAGCACCGUACCCCUCACAGGGUCGGCCGCAGAGCCGCCUGUGACAUCGGAAGGCACAGCAGUGGGACACCACCCUCGGGCCACCUACGGCAGGGCGCUCUCCAUGACGCAUGGCGCCACCAGGUCACCCGUGUCCAAUGGCACCUUUGGCUUCGACGGCUCGGCGCGGGGCGACAGCCAUGUGUACCACACGGUGCACAAGGAUUCAGGGCUCUAUCAGGAUCUGCUGCACCGCAUCCGCGAUGAGCGGCCGGCACCCGACGGGGCCCCGCGGCUGCUGCGGCGCAACAACAGCUACACGUGCUACACGGCGGCCAUCUGCGGGCUGCCCGGCUUGGCCACGCGCCGCCCCGCGCCCAACGCGCCCGAGGACAGUGAGAAGCUGGUGGCCGAUGCUGUGGCCUACUCCCGCCGGCGGCUGCGCUACGACAGCUACUCCAGCUACUGCAACGCCGUGGCCGAGGCCGAGAUCGAGGCCGAGGAGGGCGGCGUGGAGGUCAAGCUGGCGGCCCCGCUGGCUGAGGCCGAGCGGCCGCGCGAGGACCCAGCAGAUGAGGAGAAGGAGGAGAAGGACACGGCCGAGGUGCACCUGCUCUUCCACUUCCUGCAGGUCCUCACCGCCUGCUUCGGCUCCUUUGCCCACGGUGGCAACGACGUGAGUAAUGCCAUUGGUCCUCUGGUAGCUUUGUGGCUGAUUUAUGAACAAGGUGCAGUCCUGCAGGAAGCAGCGACUCCUGUCUGGCUGCUGUUUUACGGAGGGGUUGGAAUUUGCACAGGCCUCUGGGUUUGGGGCAGAAGAGUGAUCCAGACCAUGGGGAAAGAUCUCACCCCCAUCACACCGUCCAGCGGCUUCACCAUUGAGCUGGCCUCGGCGUUCACGGUGGUGAUCGCCUCCAACAUCGGGCUCCCUGUCAGCACCACGCACUGCAAGGUGGGCUCCGUGGUGGCCGUGGGCUGGAUCCGCUCGCGGAAGGCCGUGGACUGGCGCCUCUUCCGGAACAUCUUCGUGGCUUGGUUCGUGACCGUGCCCGUGGCGGGGCUGUUCAGUGCUGCUAUCAUGGCCCUCCUCAUGUACGGGAUCCUCCCGUUCGUGUGAGGGUCUGCGGUGGGUGCCGGGAGGCGUGUGCCCGCCCUCACACACGCACCUCCCGUGCAGGAUGUCCCACACCACACUACUGUCACCCAGGCGUGGCGUCACCCUCCAGCUCACUUAACUACUGUACAUAACAGUGUGCAUUAAAUUGGUAUCGUGGUGAUGUAACAUGGUGCGGUUACUUAUAUAUUAAAUAUAUAUUGUAUACAUAUGAUGAUAGGUAGUCUUAUUAGUUCAAACGUAGUCCAAAUGGGAGUGGAGAUACUUGCCUAGAAUUCAAUAGUCAGCAAAUCUCUGUACAUACUGGUUUCUGUGGCCGAUUUUAAGAACCUUUUAAAAGAAAAGUGUGGAUUGGAAAAUGGCCUUUUUCCCACUUACUAUACGGUAACAUAAGUGAGGUGCGGGAUGGGCGGUACACAUUGGGGACGGUGUGCGUAUGUCCGUAUGCUCUUGAAUAUACUGGAACAGGAGUUCACAAGUGCUUUCACUGAAGAAUUUGUUCAUAUACUGUGUAUGGAUUCUGUAAUAUACCAUAAUGGCUUCUGUAAAUACUUAAAACUGUAAUUUUUUAAUGGUGUGCUUCCCUUAUACUUUUUUGAUCAGAGAAUUUUGGAAAGUACCAAAGAAGUGGGGGAAUAGUUUGCCAGUAUUAUAUUUUCAUAUUGUUUGUCUCCCCUUCUCACUGACCCUACCGUUAACCUGGGAUGUAGCAAGACCACCAUGCUCCCACCUGCCCUGGAGCAGGGUGUGUGGCGAGGCACCAGCCCCCCACCCCAUCACGUCCCCCGACCCCCACCACUGCUGCCGCGUGCCAGAUCCUGGCCCUGCGUUGUUGUCGGUGUAGAGACUGUACAGGCGCAAGGAUGCGUGAUCAAGCACUACAUGUCAAGUCCAGUUUAGAUGUUCGUCCCUCUUCUCCCCUGAAGCCUGAAGAAUGGAGCUCCAGCCUCAAACACUGAGGCAUGUGCUUGACAUUCUAGAAACUCAGGGGUGGGGAUGGGUGAACUGUUAGGCAACACACUGGAUCUGAGGCCUUUACUGAGCUGAACAUCCUGACGCUCUACUGUCGUCUCAAUGGAUUCUUCUUUUUUGAUAGCGGGAGGAAGUAUGACUAAUGCUAGAGCCUGAAACUAUGGAAAUGCUGCUAAAAUUUUUAUAUUGACAAACAUUUUCUCGGUACUUCAUUGUGAUUUUUCAUUAAUCAACCACAUUAAAUUUAUAAUAAAAAAAUGCCCCUCAAAA